This is a messenger RNA of Prunus mume (Japanese apricot), 727 nucleotides long. NCBI's taxonomy places the organism in Eukaryota, Viridiplantae, Streptophyta, Magnoliopsida, Rosales, Rosaceae. The record is from RefSeq and is a predicted model, not a curated record.
UCUCAUGGAGGCGGUAACUUGGAACGAAAGUAUGCGUAUUUUGUGCAUUGGCCAUGGUGGGGGAAGCUUGCCAUUGUUUUUGGCUAGUGCUGUUGUUGACAGACAUAGUUGAAAUCGACCCUCUUGUUAUCUCGGCCUCAGUUAAAGCUAUGGGGUUUCCAGCUUUCUCAGUUGUUACUCCGUCGGGCAAGCGGACUGUCUCAAAACCCGAUACCAUGGAUGAGGUUCUGUGGAAAUGCAUCCACGAGAGGCUGUUCCUCUAUGAGUCCGAUGCUGAGGAGUUCAUUCUCAACAACACCAGCUUGUACAAUAUGAUCUUCAUUGAUGCUUAUGAUGGCGAAGAUAUCUUCCCUCACAAGUUAUGGGAUCCACAUUCCCCAUUUUUAAAAGCUCUCAGCAAUUGGCUUCGCCCUGAACAUGGCACGGUUGUGGUGAACCUUCAUUCGGACACUGAGAUCUUGAACCCUGAUGGCUCUGCUCCAUCCGUUCUGCAGCAAACCUUGCCAAUGGGAAAGUAUGUCUCGGGGUUUGCCAGGCAUACAAGGACGUGGCAGUAGGUAAUGGAAGUAGUUGUGGGGGAAAAGAUUCUGGUUUGGGGUUUACUGUUUCAGUUCCUUGGGUGGCCAAUACGUCUCUGGUUGUCUGCAGAGGCUUUGGGGUUAAGGGUGGGCCUGGCAACAGAGAUGUGAUCAUGAACACUCUCAUAUCCAAAUCCUUUGAACUGGAA